AUGGCCAAGUCCAAGUCCAAGUCCUCGCCCUCCGCCGCGGGCACCAAGCGCGCCUCCAGCGGCGGCUUCCACUGGUCCCUCUGGCUCGCAAUCAUCGUCGCCGGCCUCGCCGCCACCGUCACCAUCCUGGAGCGCAUCAAAUCGCAAUUCUACAUCUUUGACCACGCCGACCUGUACAAGAUCGCCUCGGGCGCCGUCGCCGCCCACCCCAACGACACCCACGCCAUCUUUGACGACAUCCUCACCCAGCUCCGCGCAGACCCCAAAAAGGCGCCCUACCUCAACGCCAACCACUUUUCCCAGCCCGAAGAGUGGAUGUUCAACAACGCCGGAGGCGCAAUGGGAUCCAUGUUCAUCAUCCACGCGUCCAUCACAGAGUACCUCAUCUUCUUUGGAUCGCCCGUCGGAACCGAGGGACACACUGGCCGACACACCGCCGACGACUACUUCAACAUCCUCGUGGGCGACCAGUACGCCUAUGCGCCCGGCGCCCUCGUGCCGGAGCACUACCCCGCCGGCAGCGUCCACCACCUGCGCCGAGGCCUGGUCAAGCAGUACAUGAUGCCCGAGACCGGCUGCUGGGCGCUCGAGCUCGCUCAGGGCUGGAUCCCGCCCAUGCUGCCGUUUGGUCUGGCCGACGUGCUCUCUUCCACCCUCGACUUCCCCACCUUUGGCCUGACGGUCUGGAUCACGGCGAGGGAGAUGAUUGGCAACCUUCUCGUUGGCAAAUUCUAG
This is a messenger RNA of Pseudozyma flocculosa PF-1, 735 nucleotides long. RefSeq lists its product as uncharacterized. The record is from RefSeq and is a predicted model, not a curated record. Gene Ontology annotation, cellular component: endoplasmic reticulum. NCBI's taxonomy places the organism in Eukaryota, Fungi, Basidiomycota, Ustilaginomycetes, Ustilaginales, Ustilaginaceae. Bases 1 to 735 code for a protein of 244 amino acids. The transcript has 6 exons. Gene Ontology annotation, biological process: ergosterol biosynthetic process.